UGCAAUCUUAGAAACCCAACUGUACAAGUAAAGGCUAUGAAAUGUGGCUAUAAUGUGCAGCAUCACACCGUAUAACCGAUCGAUGAGCGACGGUUACUCCCCAUCUUCCUUACCUUCCUGGCCCUCCCUCCUCCCUCGCUUCCACGCAUCUAGACCGACAGACUGCGCGACCCCCUCCCCCUUCCAUCAUUUUCCCAUCUCCUACUCACUCUCCCCUCCAACAAACAUGGCUGCGAAAUCUGACGGUGCAGCCGUCUCUCCUCGAAACCAAAUCCCACCCGACUGUCCCUCCAGGUCGGACCCUCGGCCUCCGCAGCGACUCCCCGCCGACCAGCGAUACUCCCUGUCGGACUGCUGCUGGACCCUCUGCGCCCUUUUGGUCUUCUUCUCGGACGGGGCCUCAGACCUGUGGCUGGCUGCCGACUACUACCUACGGAGGGAGUACUGGUGCUUUGCUCUGACUCUCGUCUUUGUGGUUAUCCCCUCCUUAGUGGUGCAAGUGUUGAGCAUCCGAUGGUUCGCCUACGAUUUCUCCGACACCCCCGAGAGUGGCACGGCUGCUGCAGCUGUGGUGGCGGCGUCGGGAGCGGAGGUGAGCGACUUCGGUGGCAAGGACGGCGACGAGCGGGGCGCUGGCCGCACCUCCGCGGCCGUCGUACUGCCCGGGCCGGCCACCGGGGGAGGAGCCCGGGGCUGCUGUAGAGUGUUCAUGUGGCUCUUCCAGGCCGUCAUUCACAUCUUUCAGCUUGCUCAAGUGUGGAGGUAUGUCCGAGCCCUGUAUUUGGGUGUGCAGAGCCGCUGGCACAGGGAGCCGGAGCGGCGGCACUACUAUUGGCGCAUGAUGUUUGAGAGCGCUGACAUCAGUAUCCUGCGUUUGCUGGAGUCCUUCCUGAAGAGCGCCCCCCAGCUGGUGUUGCAGCUCUCCAUCAUGAUACUAGCUGGUCAGGUGCUGCCUCUUCAGGGACUCUCAGCAUCCGCCUCAUUGAUGUCCCUGGCCUGGAUGAUCGCGUCCUAUCAGAAAGUCUUGAGGGACUCCAGAGAUGAUAAGCUCCCCAUGACCUACAAGGCAGUCAUCAUUCAGAUCCUGUGGCAUCUCUUCACCAUCGGGGCUCGUGCGCUGGCCUUCGCCCUCUUUGCCUCCGUGUUCCAGCUUUACUUUGGCAUCUUUAUUGUGGCCCACUGGUGUAUCAUGACCUUUUGGAUCAUUCAAGGCGAGACUGACUUCUGCAUGUCCAAGUGGGAGGAGAUUAUUUAUAACAUGAUGGUGGGCAUCGUGUAUGUGUUCUGCUGGUUCAGUGUGAGGGAGGGCCGUACUCGCUGCAGGAUGCUCACCUACAGCCUAACUGUGUUUGUGGAGAACGUGGCCCUCACCACCACCUGGUACCUGUACCGCAGCCCUCGCACCUCAGACUUUUACGCCGUUGUCAUGGUGUGUGUGGUGGCCAGCAGCUACGCUCUGGGCACCUUCUUCAUGUUUGUUUAUUACUGUCUGUUGCACCCUAAUGGCCCUGUCUCAGGCUGGGGCUAUGUGUCUGAGAAGGAGGUGGCUGCAGAGGCGCUGGUAUCGCCAACUUCCAGCCUGCCCCCUGACCUGGUGAACAGCCCACCCAGGACUCUGCAGAGAACUAAAGACAGAGAGCAGGGGUCUGGGAUGGACGGAGAUGUGUUCCUGGUGCGAACACUUCGAGGAACACGGGCUCCCAUGCCCCACCCUACACCCAGGACAGAUGGUCCCGUCAUCCGAAUAGACCUGCCCAGGAAGAGUUACCCCGCCUGGGACGCUCACUACAUCGACCGCAGGCUACGGAAAACAAUCCUGGUGCUGGAAAGCGCUGCUCCGGUUGCGCCAAGGAUUCAGUACCGCUGCCUGGGCACACCCAAAGAAGUGAUGGAGUACGAGACCACCGUGUGACGUGACAAUGAAGCUGCUGAGACAGAUGACUCUUCAUCUCCAUGACGACUUGAUUGCUGCCAAGAACUGCCAAGCAGUGGAGACAAAGAAUGGGAUUGUUCUUGCAAAUGCAAAGUGCUCCGAUGUUGUCAAAUGGUGGUGCAUAUUUACUGUAGUUUCGGUGUCAUUUCUCAGGUUAGGGUGACGGUAACGAAGCACGUUGUCGAGAGAAGCACAGUGUCAGAACUUCAAUCAGAGGCGGUGACUCCUCCUCAGUAGGACACGCCUUCAACAUGUCUGACAAUAAAUGGCAGCUAGAACUGAAGCAUCACUGAACACAGUGCAGAGGAGUGAGUGGGCAGGUGCUUUUAAAGCCGAGACACUCGCAGUGCACUUUUAAAUACCGCAGAAGUAGUGAUCGUCAUUUUUUCCAAUGCUGCUCACUCAUGUUGAAGGAGUCUCUUAGAAAAUGCAGCUUUCAAAUGUGGAGGACAGUGGAAAAGCAACAUCAGAGUCGAAUGUAAAAACAGUAGAAAAGGUGUAUGUUUGUGACAAGGUUUGAGCAUAGAAAACAUUUCCGUGUCAUCGUUGAGGUGAGCUAGAAAAAUUGUUAGUCUUAAAAAGAAGCACAUUCUUUAACGUGUCCACUAAAUAAGAGCUAUGUGACAAAGACAAAAGGGUAGAUUUGCCAUAUAAAUGAAACAAUGAGAAGGAACUUAUAGCCGUCUGUACUUGUUCUGUAUCCAUAUUUUGUUCCGUGAGUAAUGUAAAGAAAAGUUUUAGCUGCAGAUGUGAGACUUCUGCAGAGACUAGCUUUGACUUUAUUGAUGGUAAUGGCAUGUAUCUUUCAUCAGGGUUCUUUUUUUCUAUGGAUUAGUCACAAGUGGAAAAUGUGUGUAUUUGCGUGUGUGAGAGAAAGUUACAUUGAAGUUUAUGGUGGCGUUACUGAGGGGAAAAAAGGCAGUUUUGUUGUAAACACUGUCCAGACACAGACAUAGAUCAUAAAUAGCCCAUUCAGCACCUUUAACAACCCUAAGGGAGACGUCUAAUGAUGAUUAUGGUGCUAACUGUCUCAAGCCAUCAUGUACCAACCACACAGUGUCACGUCAAAUAAGCUUGGAAGGAACUGUACCUCAAAUGCAACACAAGAAUCAAAAAGCCUUAAACUGGUCACACCAGACUGUUGCGAGACAAAAGCAAAAGGAGAAGGUGAAGACAAUGUCAUAAUGUCACUGUUGCUUGAAUAAAGCGCAAUGUGUUUACCUGA
Molecule: messenger RNA, 3158 nt
Organism: Dunckerocampus dactyliophorus (ringed pipefish)
Lineage: Eukaryota; Metazoa; Chordata; Actinopteri; Syngnathiformes; Syngnathidae
Gene: xkr7a
Product: XK related 7a
Exons: 3
Coding region: 53-1912 (619 amino acids)
Biological process (GO): engulfment of apoptotic cell; apoptotic process involved in development; phosphatidylserine exposure on apoptotic cell surface
Cellular component (GO): plasma membrane
Source: RefSeq, a predicted model, not a curated record